Messenger RNA from Thunnus maccoyii (southern bluefin tuna), 4233 nucleotides. RefSeq names its product v-crk avian sarcoma virus CT10 oncogene homolog-like (gene crkl). Gene Ontology annotation, biological process: positive regulation of ERK1 and ERK2 cascade. Gene Ontology annotation, molecular function: protein binding. The transcript has 3 exons. Lineage: Eukaryota; Metazoa; Chordata; Actinopteri; Scombriformes; Scombridae. Bases 941 to 1861 code for a protein of 306 amino acids. The record is from RefSeq and is a predicted model, not a curated record.
CGUGCGGAUAGAAAGCGGGACCUGCCCUCCCGUCGCCAUUUUUUCGGUCUCGUAUUUGCACUUCUGCUGGCUCGGGUGAGGGGGCGACCAGCCGUAUUAAGGGAAAGUAUUAAAAGAUAGAAUCUUUAAGCCCGGGAUCCCUCGUGAGCAGUUUCGGGAUGCACGCGGGAGCUACAGCUAGCACCUGAGAUGCACGCGCAGGAGACAAACCGAUGCUCUGAAAUAAUUUUUUGUGUGAAGACGUGUUGCGGGCCGCCAUUUUUCUGCUCACAAGUCUGCUCCGAGUCGAGAGAGGGGAUUCAAAAACGCAUUUCCAUGACGUGUGCCUUACCGUAACACCAAGAAGAUACAAAUUAAUCACUUCGUUAUCCGACCCGCGGCUACUGGCAACCUUUUUACAGACAUGAGGAUUUAUCAGAUGAAAAACUGAGGCCACCUUUUCCGCUCUCAUAACUGACACUGACUGGAGGAGAUAAAUUAUUAGAAGAGAAGCUCUGUUUUCUCGGAAGGCGGAACGAAAAGGGGAAGCUUCAUUGAUCAUUUUUGUUACUUCGGCCUUCGUCGAUGUUUGCCUCUCGUAUUAAGUUUAUAUGUUUUAUAUUUUGGCCGCUCCAACAAUAACUCAGCCGUUGACUGCUGAACACAGGAACCACAUUAUGCUUCAAAGUUGGAUCCAGCCAGUCGCAGCCUGUCUCUGAAAAACGUCAGGUUGUUUGUGUUUUUUUUGUUUUUUUUAAUGUUGUAUUUUUUUCAAUAAGAGGUCUCUGGAGCCUGCAGCAUUUUUGCAGAAAUCACUCAGAAAAAAACCUCAAAGGGCGACGGAUGCCCUGCUCUGCAUCUCCCAAUUUCAACCACGCAUACACGUUUUAACUUAUUGUCUAGUCUGUUUUGUAAUUUUUUUUUCAUUUGUAGACUGAUAUUAACUUAUUUUUGAACAGAAAUGUCAACUGCUCGGUUUGAUUCAGCCGAUCGGUCCGCCUGGUAUUUUGGACCCGUGUCGCGACAAGAGGCACAGAAUAGGUUACAAGGACAGAGACAUGGCAUGUUUCUUGUUCGAGACUCGUCGACCUGCCCAGGCGACUACGUGCUGUCAGUGUCUGAAAACUCCAAAGUGUCUCACUAUAUCAUCAACUCUUUGCCCAGCAAGAGGUUUAAGAUAGGCGACCAAGAAUUUGAUCACCUCCCUGCCCUGCUGGAGUUCUACAAAAUCCACUACCUGGAUACGACCACGCUGAUAGAGCCAGCCCCCAGGUACCCAAGCACAGUGAGUGUUCCUAUCCAGCCCAUGGGUGUCCCAGAGGAGAACCAGGAGUAUGUGCGGACUCUAUAUGACUUCACAGGCAGCGAUGCAGAGGACCUUCCUUUCAAGAAGGGGGAGGUCCUUUGCAUCCUGGAGAAGCCAGAGGAGCAGUGGUGGAGCGCCAGGAGUAAAGACGGACGUGUCGGGAUGAUCCCUGUGCCCUACGUGGAGAAAAUGGUACGACCCACGCCCCACCCUGGCCAGCCUACCCAUGGAUCUCGCAACUCCAACAGCUACGGGAUCCCGGAGCCCUCCCAUGCCCUCGUCCAUGCCUACGCCCAGCCGCAGACACCUUCGCCAUUGCCCCCUGGCACACCUGGGGCAGUUAUCACCCCUCUACCGUCCACGCAGAAUGGCCCUGUCAUGGCAAAGGCCAUCCAGAAACGAGUGCCGUGCGCCUAUGACAAAACAGCUCUUGCUCUGGAGGUCGGUGACAUUGUCAAGGUUACACGGAUGAACAUCAGUGGUCAGUGGGAGGGAGAGGUGAACGGACGGCGGGGUCUCUUCCCAUUCACCCAUGUCAAAAUCAUAGACCCCCAGAAUCCAGAUGAGAGUGACUGACCCAAGCGUUCGACUGGGCCCUCUCGCCAGUGUCGACCCGCACCUGAAUCUGCUGGCUGUCUCCACCUUUCCCGCCAGUGUCACCACGGUUACGUGCUUGCCUGCUUGGGGCUGUACCAUGAUAGCGACCCUUAUGUUGUUGCCAACCGUUGCAAGGCUUUCUGACUGUUUACAGUUUUGGACAUUGGAUCAAAACUAAAACCUGACCCCUCUUCAUCCCAGUUCCCUUUCCCACGUCUUUGUUCUGGGCUGGGCAGUGUUUUUUUUUUUUUUUUGUUUUUUGUUUUUUGCAUUAGUAUCCUUUUUUGUUUCCAGGUCACUGGGCAUAAGUGUGAGAGUGUAUGUGUGUGUGUGUAUGUAUAAGUGCAUGUGUGUGAAUGGACAUUUACCACAUUGCAACUUGUCCUUUUUUUAGUUUCUCUGAAUAUUUGUUAUUUUUGAAGUCUUGGGAACUUUAGAAAGUGUUGGUGUGUGUAUGUUUUGUUGAUGUGCAGAUAUUUGUACGAAGUAGGGAGACACAGUAUCCCUAUGGACUUGGGAGAGCACUGAGGCAACAAGGAGCUAACCAGCCAGUCAAAUGUUAUUUCUCCAAACAAUCAAGUCACUGUUGUACCUUAACCAUUACACAAGCACACAAUUGUGCACACUUAUUGGCCGUGCGUUCUUCGGGUUAACAGGUUUUUGAUGUGUAUGUGUGUGUGAUUUUUGUGUCAGGAGGAAGCAGGAGAGAUGGGUUCGCGGAGGAUCAAGGUCGUUCCAUGACAAAGUAGAUCCCAUUAUUCCACCCACUGUACAUCCUGGCACAAGUCUGGCUGAUGAGACUAUUUAUCUUUUUGUUAAUAAGACAUGACUCGGUUAUAAGUGAUUUAUCAUAUUUUUCCUAGUAUUUGUGUCACAUUUGUGCCACAUGAUCAACAUAGUUUUUGUUUUUGUUUUUGUUUUGUUUUGUUUUGUUUUAUUUGUAACGGACAAGAUAUAUGGCAGAGGGGUGACUUUGCAUGUCCACUGGGUACCUCACUGUACUGCCCUGUACAUUAUUUUCAACUAAACGGACAUUGCUUAGAGAUUAGCAGGUUUUUUUUUUUGUUUGUUUGUUUGUUUUUUAGUACAAACAGCACCAAGCACUAGAAAAUAAAUCUCAACGUUUUGCAGAGUAGUGCGAAGUUUUUAACAGAUUUUCAAAAAAUCAAAUAGCAACAAUAGCAGUAGCCCUGGCCAGCACUUAAGCAUGUGACUACAAAGCUUGCUAAAAUUCGCAGUGUCACGGUCUGAGAACGAGGACCGAAAGUGAGAAACCCCACUUUCAGUGGCAUAGGUCAGGGAAGGAGGAAAUGUCUCAGCAAGCCAAUGAGAUCCCAUUAAUGCCUUUUUCAGAGAGUAAGAUAAAUGCAUCUUUUAUGCAUCUUAUGUUUUUAAUGUGCUGUUACUCUUGUCCAUAUAGGAUAUUCUACUAGCUUUAUUCCUUAAAUAUUUGGUCUGUGCACAAUUUCUGAUCCCUUUUUAUGCAAGCGGACUCUUCAUCAAGAAGAGUGGAAAGCAUCUUUGUUCAUACUGUGCUGCAACCGAUUCUAUUUGAUCAGUAGAAGCUGAGGAUUAAACAGUCGUGCGAACAGUGCUCACCCCUAGAUUUCUGCUGUAAAAAUGAACUAUUCCCACCCCCCCCACCCCCCUCUCUCUCUUUCUCUCUCUCUCUCUCUCUCUCUCCUCUUAGUGCUUUUCGUUCAAAUCAUUGCUCAGCUGUUCACUCGGAGUAAUAUUGUGCCGCUUUAGUUGUAUUGCAAUUUCUUUUCUUUCUUUUUUUUUCAUUUUUUUUUUUCAUUUUCUCUCAAUUUGUAGUCGGCUGUUAAAUCAAGCAUUUUUGUUAAAAUGAGUGAUGUUAUUAAACUAAAAGUACCUAAGGGGACAUUUACAAAAGGGAAAAAAAGCCUGCUGGUUGCCUCUGUGCAUGACCUCUUGGCCACGGAGAUGGUUCUAGGUGGCCAAAUGCUGCUUAAUGUCAUUUAUUUCCUUAUUAAAUAAAGGUUUCUCUCAUUUUAAUGCCUCCUGGUCUGCAACAUCACACCAGUGUGGCUUUUCCUCGUCAGACAUAAUGAAAUCUACUAAUUAAGCAAUACACCCUGAUUCUUUACUUUCUAGAGGUGAACUUGCUUUUCUCAUGCUUCUGAGUUGUUUUGUAAUGGCAUUAACAGUAUUACUGUGCUCUCUUCUCAUAUUCUAGGAAAGCCUGUCUUUUACUUAAAAAUUGAAAAUUGUGCCUUUUUAUUUUCUUAUACCAUUUACAUGUGUUAAUAUUUCCCAUGGUUAACACCUGUGCUGGUAUUGACCCUUUAUGUACAGGACAAAUAAAAUAAAAUCUACGUCUACUUCUUUAA